Molecule: messenger RNA, 9754 nt
Organism: Schistocerca gregaria
Lineage: Eukaryota; Metazoa; Arthropoda; Insecta; Orthoptera; Acrididae
Product: ras-specific guanine nucleotide-releasing factor 2-like
Exons: 28
Coding region: 65-4639 (1524 amino acids)
Biological process (GO): positive regulation of GTPase activity; Ras protein signal transduction
Cellular component (GO): plasma membrane
Molecular function (GO): protein binding; guanyl-nucleotide exchange factor activity
Source: RefSeq, a predicted model, not a curated record
CGCCGGCGACGCACACGCAGCCACGGCUCACCACAGCGGCAGCGGCAGCCUCGCGCCGGCGGCUAUGCUGAGCCCCAAGAUGCAGCGCACCGUCAGGGUCAACGAGAACCAGCUGCUGAUGCUGUCGGAGAAGGCGCACUACGAUCACUCGCUGGCCGGCUACCUGCACAAGCGCACCGCCGACAGCACCAAGUGGCAGCUGCGCUGGUUCGUCCUCUACCAGAACCUGCUGUUCUACUACGAGUCGGAGUCGUGCAGCCGUCCGUCGGGCGUGGUGCUCCUGGAGGGCUGCUACUGCGAGCGCCUCAUCACGGCGGGCAGCGCCAGCCGCAACCGGGAGGCCGCCGACAAAGCCCAACACUGCUUCGCCAUCUCGUACCGGCGCGAGAACCAGCGUCAGUACGAAUUGCGGGCGGCCAACGAAUCCGACUGCAAGACAUGGAUAGAGGCCAUCCGCGAGGCGAGUUUCAACAAACUGCUGCUGCAGAAGGAGGAACUUGAACAGAAACACCUUCAUCUGCUGCAAAUCGUCGAGAGCGAGAAGACGGCCAAAUGGCAGUACACACAGCAAUGCGAGGAGCUGGCCUCCGAGAUCAAGAAACUGCGUGCGGAGCUGUGCGCUCUGAAAAAGGAGUGGCGCCCGCUACCGGCGACGUACGGCGGCUCGUCUCUGAGCGGGGGCGGCGCGGGAGGCGGCCUGGCGGCGGGUCUGCUGGGGGCGGCCGGGGGUGGCGCGUGCCUGGGCGGCGCCCUGGGCGCGGGGGCGGGCCCCCACUCCGAGCAGGAGACGCUGGAGCUGCGCAAGAUCAAGAAGGUGCAGAGCUUCUUCCGGGGGUGGCUCUGCCGCCGCCGCUGGAAGCAGAUCGUCGAGCAGUACAUCAAGUCGCCGCACGCAGAGAGCAUGCGCAAGCGCAACAGCCUGGUGUUCCGCAUGGUGGAGGCUGAGGAAGAGUACAUGGAGCAGAUGGAGGUGCUCGUCUCGUGCUUCCUGCGGCCUUUCAAGAUGGCGGCCAGCUCCAAGAAGCCUCCCUGCUCGCACGAGGACGUCAACUCCAUCUUCCUCAACAGCGAAACGGUGCUCUUCCUGCACCAGAUCUUCCUCAAGGGCCUCACGUCGCGAAUGGAGAGCUGGCCCACGCUCGUCCUGGGCGACCUGUUCGACAUGCUGCUGCCGAUGCUGAGCAUCUACCAGGAGUACGUGCGCAACCACCACUACAGUCUGCAGGUGCUCACCGAGUGCAAGCAGUCGGCGCCGUUCGCGCAGCUGCUGGCGCGCCUCGAGAACAAGCCGGCGUGCCAGGGCCGCUCGCUGGAGACCUUCCUCACCUACCCCAUGCACCAGGUGCCCAGGUACAUCAUAACGCUGCACGAGCUGCUGGCGCACACGCCCCACGACCACGUGGAGAGGAAGAGCCUGCAGAACGCCCGCCAGCAGCUGGAGAACCUGUCGCGGCAGAUGCACGAUGAGGUCAGCGAGACGGAAAACUUGCGCAAGAAUCUGGCUGUGGAACGAAUGAUCGUCGAGGGCUGCGACAUCCUACUCGAUGUGAACCAAGUCUUCGUCAGGCAAGGUAGCCUCAUUCAAAUACCUUCUGACAAACCCAAGUCAUCACGAAGCCGCCUGACCAAUUUCAAGAGCGAGAAGGAAGCUCUCAGGCAGUGUUUUCUCUUCUCCAAUCACCUGAUCCUUGCCACAAGGACAUCAGGUGGGCGGUUACAUCUUGUUCCAGAAAUUGGAAAAAUUCCUCUGGCAGAUGCAAUCCUUAUCGAAGAUCCCAGUGAACAUGGUGCAAAUGAUGAUGAUGAGUCGUCGGUGUGUUCCAUGUCAAGCCAGUCAAGUGGUAUUAGUGAGACCUCAGGCAGCAGUGUUCACUGGCACAAUCGAGAUUUCAAGAUAAUCCUGGAUAUGAAAACAGGCAACCAACAGCCAGUGACUGUACAUUUGGUUGCCCCUAACAUGCAGGAAAAGGCAGCAUGGAUUAGUGACAUCAGCCAGUGCAUGGACAACGUUCAUUUUAAUGAUCUCUUGCACAGUUCAAUGUCAGACACAUCUUCUGUCACAAUGCCCCAGUCCAUCAAGAAUGAUCCCAAAUUAUUCAAAGAUGAUGUUGACAUUCGCUUCAGCCGAACUCUUAAUUCAUGCAAGGUACCACAGAUCCGGUAUGCUACACCUGAGAGACUAUUGGAGCGUUUAACUGAUCUCAGAUUCCUAUCCAUAGAUUUUCUAAACACCUUUUUGCUUACAUACAGAGUUUUCACAGAUGGGGUAACUGUUCUUGAAGCAUUGAAGAAGGUGUUUUAUAAUUCAGAUCCACCUGAGGCACAGACAGCAGUGGGAUCAGUGAUGUCACUGGAUGUUCUGAGUGGCAGGGAUGACCACACCACACUUCAUCAUUAUGAUGACCGCAGGAGAAGUAGCUUCUCACCACGAAGGACCAGUGGGGCAAGUUCAGUCUCUGGUUAUGGUUCUGAAAUGAGUGAUCGUGACCGUGAUCGUAGCCACAGUUAUGAUUCACAAGGUUUCCCUAGGGGUCACUGGAGAUGCAGUCACCGCAAAUACUCCCAUGUAUCAACUGAAGAAGACCAACAGCAGAGAGAGCUGACACAGAUUAAAGAAGCCCCAGCAAUUGUUAAGCAGAGUCCUACACAACAACAGUCACCAUCUCCUAGUUCUACUCCUCGUAAAAGUGUUAGUAUUCGUGUUGAAUCUGAAGAUGAUGGAAAACAUUUAACUAUUCCUAAAACUAUUGCUGUGUCUUCCAGUGCUGAAACAUUAACAGACAACACAGUAGUCAGUGCACCUUCUUCACCAAGCAACCUGAGUACUGUGACACUAGUUGGCUCCAGUAAUUCUGAGCCAAGUCCACAAGAUGUGGACAGUACUCAGCAGGGAACUCAGGAGGAAGAAUUUAUCACAACACCACCUACAGAGAUGGAUACAGCUGCUAUUGUAGACCCACAAGCUGGGAGUGGUGUUGUAGCAGACCCACCAACACCAACUCCUCCACCACCACAACCUGCACCACCUCCACAAACAGCAAGGAGAGAAUCACAGUCAGAACAACAGAAAUUGAAAGCUCAGUCAAAGCGCAAGGGCUCCUCCCAACAACAGCAGCAGGAUCAAUCUGAUGAGUCUGGAAGCGAAGCUCCACCUAUACCACAGGACCAUAGAGCAUCCACAUGUUCAUCCAGAUCUGCUUCAAUCACGACUGGUGUCAUACAGAGUUAUUACACAGGCCGCCGAUCCAUGCAGCAAGAUACGGAUGGUGGUGGAGGCAGUGCCUCACAGAGAGCCAGUUUCCAGCAUGAUUCUCCACAGAAUUCAAGCAAGGCAGGAGUAGUCAUCACGUCAUUCAGACAAUCACAGAGAAGCAUCGGACCAGAAGUAUUGUGGAGCAGUACUUCAACAGCAGCAGCUGCGUUUGCCAUUGCAACUUCAGCUUCAAGUAACCCCAGGGAUCAUGCCUCACCACCAUCGGUAAUCAAAGGCAGUGAUGGAGGACCUGGCAGUAUAAGAGGCCGCUGUAGUGUGGGUGAUGCCAGUCUAAGGUCAGCCUCUGGCAGCUGCCGUGAACGUAAUCGCAGGAAAGAGUCGGUCAUGUCGACUGCUGCCACCAUGCGUGUCCUUAAUGUGCUUAGGCACUGGGUGUCAAAGCAUGCACAGGAUUUUGAAAAUGAUCAGCGUCUCAAGAACCUUACAAUUGAGUUUCUUGAUGAUAUCAUCUACAGUCCAAAUCUACUACCUGCUGAGCAUAAAGCAGCUUCGCAGCUUCUGAGACUUAUAACAAAAGAAGAACCUGAAAGUAGUAAGGUGGAUCUUGAUCUGCUGCUUGCACCUCCUAUGACACCAAGUAAAGAAAACAUAGAAACACUUUCAGCUCUUGAAAUAGCAGAACAGAUGACAUAUGUGGAUCAUCAGAUAUUUAUUUCGAUUUCAAGCGAGGAAUUUCUGGGGCAAGCAUGGAUGAAAACCGACAAAGCUACGAAGGCACCACAUAUCCUACUCAUGACUAAGAGAUUUAAUGAGGUGUCACAGUUAGUUGUAUCUGAAAUCAUUCGACGCUCAAAUAUGACUGCAAGAAUUCAAGCUAUUGAGAAGUGGGCCGCUGUAGCUGAUAUCUCACGGUGUUUACAUAACUUCAAUGGUGUUCUGCAAGUCUGUGCAGCCUUUACCAACAGUUCUGUAUUCAGACUGAAGAAAACUUGGGAGAAAGUCUCAAAAACAACAAAACAAACUAUUGAGAAACUACAAAACAUUGUGUCAUCAGACGGAAGAUUUCGAAAUCUGCGGGAUGCAUUACAUCGAUGUGAUCCUCCCUGUAUUCCCUAUUUGGGGAUGUACUUGACAGACUUGUCUUUUAUUGAAGAGGGAACACCAAACUUUACAGAAGAUGGUCUGUUAAAUUUCUCCAAAAUGAGAAUGAUAGCACAUGUCAUACGGGAAAUCCGUCAUUUUCAACAGACACCAUAUAAAAUUGAGCUUAUAACAAAGGUGACAAAUUAUCUGUUGGAUCCUUCUUUGCUUCUUGAUGAUGAUGAAUUAUACAGAAUGUCUUUGGAAAUUGAACCUCGUACAUCAAGACUGAGCUCUGCAGCUCUUGCACAGCUGCCAUUGUCACAGACACCUCCUCGCACAUAAAUAUUCAUUCUGAAGUAGGAAGUGCUGUUACAUGAAGAAAUGAACUUCUUCAGAAACAGCAUCGGAAUUUUUUUAAAAUCUCCAAAUGAAGCUUCAGUUUGUAACUAAAGUGAAUAAAUUUGGUGAAGUAGGUGUCAGCAUUAAGGAACAUGUCUUCUUUAGUCUGUUUUAGGCAGGGUUUAUGGACAUUGAGAUAAAGACAUUUUUCUCCUCAAUAUGUAACUAUUUUUUUUAAUUAGAUGUGAAAAGAGUCAACUACUUUUUUCCUUGCUCAUGUGUGUGAAUAGGUAGUGUAUGUUACUGAUGUACAUGAAUGUGUAAGUUCCUUAUAAAAUACAGUUUUAUGUCCUACUUACAGGUGUUCUUUGACUAAAGAAAGUCCUAAAAAGGACUUUAAAGAAUACCUGAAAAAAUAGAUGAGAAUUGAUAGCUAGCUGGAAAGAUAAUCUUGCCAUCUCUAGGCAAUUUGUAUAAGGAAAAGUAGUGACAAAGUAUAAUGUAAGAAGGAAACUGUAUUUUUUCACACAUUCAGUGAAAAAAUAUUUCUUUAAUGCUUCAAACUGAGCUAUACUUCAAAGGAGUUAUGUUGUAUGUCCUGAAUGAUGACAGCAGUAUAUCAUGGCAUAGCACACAUCAUACUCAGUGAGACUUAAAAAUUAUGUUAUUUAAUAUUCUGAAAAAAAUUCAAAUUUGUAAAAAUAGUUAACAAUAAGAUUCAUUUAGAUAGAUAAAGUGAGGCAUUCCUUUAAUGACAAUGAGUGUUUCACUAUAACAAAAAGUUCCUGUAUAUCUUUCUGAUACUGUUCUGUGUUUCAUUUCAUAGUAUGCUUUAUGGCAGCAAUGUGCUGUUAAAGCAGUGUGAAAUUCUGUUAAGGGGGAGAAGUUACCUGCAGUUGUUUUAAUCUGUAUGUAAACUGUAUUAUUCAGAACAGAAAACAAGCUUUCAACACAGUGCAGAUGAAAUGCAUAUGUGUAACUUUUCAAUGUGAGUACAAAAAUUAGGCUACCUUACAUGCUAAGAUUAGACAGAUACUGUUAACUAUAUGCAGUCUUUUGUGUAUGUCAUUAUCAAGCUCUUCCCAUUCGUGCUCAAUAUAGCAUCUGCAAUUAUAGCCCAUUUUGUCAUUUUUGUAAGCUGAUGCAGGUAAAUAAUAUUUUAUUGUAUCAAACACAGUAAUGUAUGACAAUCAAAAAUGUGGUUGGAAUACUCAACUCUUGCCAAAAUAGAAUAUGCUUUUCAGUAUACAUGCCUUUUAUGGCACUGUUGGCACAUAUCAACAAACACACAAUAGUUUUCAAAUAUGGUAUUAUAUCCUCUGUCUUAAUUUGCUAAUUAGGACUCUUCUGAUAAAUCCUGUUGCAACAGAAAUGGUUUUCCCAAAUGACUUAAAAUUGCUCUUGUACUGCCUGAACUUGGAUGUUUGUGCAUUAUGUCACAUUGUCUUAUAGCAGUGUGAGUUGUGGACCAAGUUUUCUUUGUCCUCUUUACUCUGCUUUGUAUGUAAAGUUAUGCUACUCUUUGCAGAAGCGUUGAACCUGUCACCAUACUUAAUGCUGUAAAACAUUGUUAGAAAGUUUAAUUUCUUAUGAUACUGUUACAGAGCAAUUUAAUGAAGUACCACAUACAUACAAACAUACAUACAUACACACAUAUUGCUGAUCAUGGACUGUGACCUUAUAAGUUCCUCCAUCUUGUGCAGUUUGUAUCCAGUUUUCAUGGACACACAGCUGUUAAAGGUCCUUCUGCAGUGCAUCCUUUCUCUAACAACUGUUUGCAUCACAAUCAUUACUUAGUGAUGAUAUUACACCAUGUUUUUUGUGAUGUACUGCUAUUAAUGAUUAUCAUGCAACCAGUUGUGAGUAAAUGAAGAACGUUAUGAAAUUGUUUUUACUGAAACUAGUGGAUUAUGCUGGAAAGGUUGAAUAUUCUGAUAGUAGCAUUGGAUAAUUCUUUAUUGAAUUCUGCAUGGUCCAAACAUAAAUUACAAAAUACUGCUGUUUUAUUGUGUCUAACAUCUUUCUUUCUGGAAAGUAAAUCAAAUUUGUAUAUUACUACUUCAUGAAGAUAUUAAUUACUACAUGUUACUAAGUAAUAGUAAUGCAUAAACAUCUUGAAGUGCUGAUACAUAUGUCACAUGUAAAGUAAACAUCUGCCUGUCAUUGUGUAGCUCAGGUUGUGUAAUGUCUUCUCAGGAAAUAAGUUUUACAAUAUUUUACCACAGUUCAUAAAGUUUCAAGCAAAAAUGAAAUUCCAUGUGUUUCCCAGCAUGGUGUAACACUUGGAGAAUUUCAUGUUCCUAUGUGAUAAAGAACAUUUUAAAGUGCACGAUACUAAUACAACAACAACAACUGUAAAAUAAUUAAUAAAAUAUUACAAAAAUUACAUUAUGGUUGUUACUUGGAGAAAUGUAGUUUCAUUGUAGAGUAGCUGAAAAAUUGAGUGUUUUAUGUUAGACGUGAUUGAAAUACACUUUAGCUGAAGAGUUUGUUACACAUUUUUAUGUCUUAAGCUCUCCCCUUCUCCUCUACUUUUUCUUCUGUCAAUAUGUUCCAGCAAGAGCUACAAUGAUGGUGGUAUCUCCUGUCACAGUCACAUUCACUAUCUGCAUUAUGUCUUCUAACAUUAUUGCAAAUGGAACAGUUCUUCCAGUGACCUUGACUGUUCUCUAGUGUGGAUAUCAGGAUUCAUACAUAUUGAAAUGCCUGUCUUAAUGGUGAUGGUGAUUCCAAGAUGGGAGACUAAAUAGCAGGUGGUGUAUAGCAAAACCUAAUAGCUCGCAUAAAGUCACUAGCUUCCAUAUUUUUUGCAACAUGUGUCCAAAACGUUUCAUGGAUGGUGUCUGAAAAUAAGGGAAACAGGAUUUACAAACAAAAUGCCUUUAAUGGCCUUCAAAAUAAUCAACAUUAGCUGAGACACACUUGUGACAUCAGUUGUGAAGCUACUGGAAGCUGUCAGCAAAUUCUUCUUGUGGAAUCACUCGAAGACCCACGGUCACUUGUUGUUGGAUAUCCAUGUCAUUACAGGAAUGAGAGCUGAUACUACCAGUACAAUCUGCAGACCAAGUGACAGUUGGUGGUAUGAUGUUCCAUCAUCUUCCCUACCUCCCUUGGGUACAAAUUCAUGAUGGAUCAAGUUCUUGCUGUUGAAGAAGGUGAUCAGAAUCAUCUUAACCUUGGAUUUUGUCUACUGACUGUUUUAGGAGGUGGGGAAGAUGAUGAACAUUGUGGUAGGACUAUCGCUUAGUCUCCAGAUCAUAUUGGUAGCAACAGGUUUCACCUGCUGUAUGUUGUGCUGUGGUCUUCAGUCCAGAGAGUGGUUUGGUGCAUCCCUCCACACUACUCUAUCCUGCACAAGCUGCUUCAUCUCCAAGUAACUAUUGCAACCCUCUCUCUCUAUUUGUUUAGUCGGUUCCUGCUCUUCAUGACCCCAUGAACCAAAUCAUGCCACUUUUUCCUGUCUUGGACUUUCUCUCGUAGACCUUCCAGGUUGGAACACAUUGCUUCUGUGAUGCCAUCGAUCCAUCUCAGCCUCUGACAUCCUCUUCUUCUAGUUCCUUCAAUCUUCCCCAGCAUUAAUGUUUUUUCCAGCGAGGCAUGCCUUCGCAUUGUGUGUCCAAAGUAGGUCAGCUUUUGUUUUAACAUUAGACCUUCCAGGGAGAAAUCUGGUUUUAUUUGCUCCAAUAUUGAUCUGUUGGUUCUCUUUGCAGUCCAUGGAUCUCUAAGAAGUAUCCUCCAACACCACAAUUUGAAGGAGUCAAUUCUUUGCCAUUCAACCUUUCUAAUGGUCCAGGUCUCACAUCCAUACAUCACAACUGGAAAGACCAUAGCCCUCACAAUAAGAAUCUUUGUUGCCAGUGUUAUAUCUCUGGACCUUAUAACCUUGUCAAGGUUUGACAUCGCCUGUCUACCGAGCAACAGGCAUCUCCGGAUUUCAUGGCUGCAGUCGCCAUCAGCAGAUAUCUGGGAACUGAGAUAACUGAAUGUGGUCACUACUUCCAUGAUUUCUCCUGCUAUAUCCCACGAAUUGGUAGGUGUAGUUGCCAUAAUUUUCGUUUUCUUCACAUUCAGUCUAAGACCAGCCUUUUCACUUUCAUCUUUCACCUUCAGCAAGAGUGUUCUCAAUUCUUCUUCACCUUCUGCCAACAGGAUCAUAUCAUCUGUGUACCUGAGGUUGUUUACAUUUAUUCCAGCUAUUUUAAUUCCUGUAUCUCCUUCAUCUAGCCUCGCAUUCCUCAUAACAUGUUCUGCAUACAGAUUGAAUAAGUAUGGUGACACUAUGCAGCCUUGCUGGACCCCUUUCUGAAUCUUUAUCCAUUUUGCUGUUCCAUACUCAGUUCUCACUGUGGCUUCUUGGUCAAGGUAUAAACUCUGUAUUAGAUGAAUGAUGUGAUCUCUUACACCCAUGUUUUUCAGUAUGUUCCAUAAUUUGUAGUGAUCGAUGCAGUCAAAGGCUUUGGCAUAAUCAAUAAAGCAGAUGUACACAUCUCUCUGGAAUUCUCUUGCUUUUGCCAUAAUCCACCGAAUGUUAGCAAUUUGAUCUCUAGUUCCUCUCUCUUUCCUAAUUCCAGUUUGUUCUUCUGGUAGCUCUCAAUCUAGAUAUUGGUGAAGUCUGUUUUGUAAGAUUCUUAACAUGACUUUGAUAGCAUGUGAUAUAAGUGCAAUUGUUCGGUAAUCUGAGCAUUCUUUAGAACUUCUCUUCUUUGGAAUGGGGAUGAAUACUGAUCUUUUCCGGUCCUCUGGCCACUGCUGUAUGAUCCAUAUUUUUUCACACAUUGAGUGCAGCACUUUCACUGCAUCCAUUCCAGUGGCUUUAAAAAAUUCUGCUGGUAUUUCAUGAAGUCUACUAGUUUUGUUAUCAGCCAUAUUUUCAAGAGCCCACUGGAUUUCACUCUCCAAAAUAUCUGGCUCUAGUUCUAAAUUAACAUUAACAUCAGCAGUAGGAGCCCUGUCAUUAUGCAGUUCUUUCUUGUAUAGGUCUUCUACAUAUUCUGCCCAUCUUUCCUUAACAUCCUCUGCUUCACUCAGAUCUUUCCUGUUUCUAUCUUUUAUCAUUCCAAUUUUUGCCUGGAAUUUUCCUUUAAUUUCUCUAAUUUUCUUAUAAAGAUCUCUUGUCUU